Messenger RNA from Poeciliopsis prolifica (blackstripe livebearer), 2226 nucleotides. Its product is annotated as CD276 antigen-like. Gene Ontology annotation, cellular component: external side of plasma membrane. NCBI's taxonomy places the organism in Eukaryota, Metazoa, Chordata, Actinopteri, Cyprinodontiformes, Poeciliidae. Gene Ontology annotation, biological process: T cell costimulation; immune response; positive regulation of T cell proliferation. The transcript has 6 exons. The record is from RefSeq and is a predicted model, not a curated record. The coding region runs from base 6 to 1529 and encodes 507 amino acids.
CCAGCAUGUCCUGUGUUAUCAACCAGGACUGCAUUUUACCAUGUCGGUUCAGGAAUCGGGUUGCCAACAUGACAUGGGAGCGUGAAAUACCAAAAUCAGGGAUUGUAAGUUAUGACCAGGGUAACAUCAGAACCUCUGAGAGCUUCAGAUCCAGAGCGUCUCUGUUUGAGGAUCAGAUCUCCAGAGGAAACGGCGACCUGCUGCUGAGAGGAGUGAAGGUUGAUGAUGAGGGAACAUAUGAGUGUCAUGUUUUUACAACUGGCAUCUAUUAUAGACGUUCUGUUGUCCUUGAGGUAGAAGCUCCAGUCUCUUCAGUCAGAAUCUAUCAGGAAGGAAACAGAAUCACCUGCAGCUCAGAGGGAAUCUACCCUCAACCUGAACUCACCUGGUCCACUCAGCUUCCACCCAUCAUGACUCUGCAGAACAGAACCACAGUCCAUCAGACUGAGGAGAAGCUUUAUGACAUCAGAAGCUCUCUGAUGGUUACAGAUGAUGAUGUAGGUCUGAUUUACUUCUGCUCCAUCAGAACCAGGAAGAGCCAGAGGAUAGCAGUUCUAAAUGAGCCAGAACCUGGAACCGACGUGUCCUGUGUUAUCAACCAGGACUGCAUUUUACCAUGUCAGUUUGAGAACAGGAUCAUCUACAUAAAAUGGAAACAUGGAACCUCUCUGAUUGUCUCCUAUGACCAUCAAGGCUCCAGUUACUCUGAGAGCUUCAGAUCCAGAGCGUCUCUGUUUGAGGAUCAGAUCUCCAGAGGAAACGGCGACCUGCUGCUGAGAGGAGUGAAGGUUGAUGAUGAGGGAGGAUAUGAUUGUUAUGCAAUAAUGAAUAGCGUUUAUUAUAUUAAUUUCAUUUCCCUUGAGGUAGAAGCUCCAGUUUCUGACAUCAGAAUCCAUCAGGAUGGAAACAGAACCACCUGCAGCUCAGAGGGGAUCUACCCUCAACCUGAACUCACCUGGUCCACUGAGCCUCCAUCCAUCAUGACUCUGCAGAACAGAACCACAGUCCAUCAGACUGAGGAGAAGCUUUAUGACAUCAGCAGCUCUCUGAUUGAUCCAGACGGUUCUGAUCGGAUCUACAGCUGCACCAUCAGAACCAGGAGCAACCAGAGGAGAGCAACUUUAGCUGAACCAGGUGCUGAGGUUCCAAUCAGCUGCACUUCCUUCAACAUUUCUGCGUCCAGUUUGGUCUGGAGGUUCAACCAGCGUCAGAUCAUCCUGACCAAGACUGACAGAAACAUCUACAACAUCUCAGAGGAGUGGAGGAAACAUGUGAGGGAUGUUUCAGCGUCCGGCAGCCUCACCUUACAGAAUGUGACCUCAGAUCAGGAGGGAGUUUACAGCUGUGAGCUCAGUGAUGAUGAGGAGACGAUGAUAACUCAGCUCUAUCUGAGGAGGACUGGAGAGAAUCUGGUGGUUCCUGAACUCAUCAGACGGUCGGUGGUUUGUGUUGUGAUUGCAGCAGCAGCAGCUGGAUUCAUAAUGUUCUACAAGAAGAAAAUGGAGGAAAGUGAAGCUCUGCAGCUUUAAAGCUUUCAUUCACAUUCAGAGAGUGGUUUUGUUUUAAUGCCAUUCUCCCAUUUUACCCUCAAGAUGAUUGAUGAGCUGUGAUGGUUCCACUAAAUGAUCAGCUUCAUGUUCUUGAGAUGAUUCUCAUAUUUGGAGAUAUUUCUGUUUUUAUUUUUAGGAUGAUUUCAUCUUCUGCCCAGCAGGGGGCGCAGCUAAACAUAUUCUUUAUAUUCUUCCAGCUAAACUUUCUCAGAACUUUAUUAAUAAAAUGUUUAUUUCUAUAGAAAAUUAGUUUUUUAUUACAUCUAUUAAUGAUUUAUGAGCUUUUAUGAUUUACAAGCUUUAUUUAGUUUUACAUUAUUAGUUCUUUAUAUUUAGUUUUUCCUCACAUUUGUACAUAUUUCUGUUUAAACUAAAUGUGAAGAUUUUACUCUGGUUGCAUCUUCUGCCCAGCAGGGGGCGCAGCUAAACAUGUUCUUUAUAUUCUGCCAGUUUCUCAGAAAUGUAACAAUAAAAUGUUUAUUUCUAUAGAAAAUGAAUUUUAUUACAUAAAUAGAUGAUUUAUGAGGUUUGAUGUAGUUUAACAAAAUGAUUAUUUCUUCAUGUUCUUUUGUUGUUUCUCAUAUUUGUUAAUAUUUCAUGUUUUUUUCCUAAAUAUGAUGAUUUUAUAGUUGCAUCUUCUGCCCAGCAGGGGGCGCAGCUGAACAUGUUCUUUAUA